Molecule: messenger RNA, 992 nt
Organism: Dioscorea cayenensis subsp. rotundata (Guinea yam)
Lineage: Eukaryota; Viridiplantae; Streptophyta; Magnoliopsida; Dioscoreales; Dioscoreaceae
Exons: 2
Coding region: 29-886 (285 amino acids)
Source: RefSeq, a predicted model, not a curated record
GUCUUUACAGGUCUCUCUUUGUGGGGAUAUGGCUGAGAAUCCUUGGCUCUUUGAAGACCUUCCAAUGGAGACUUCUUUGCCUUCUUUGUGGGGUUACCAUGAGAGUGUUGAGGAAUUGAAACAUAAGCUUUGGUGCACAACAAUGGAGUUGGAAACAGUGAAAAAUAAUGCAAAAGAAGAGAUGAGAAAAAGUGAAGAGAAUAUAAACAAUUUGAUUCUGCUUCUAAAGAUGACUAGUCAAGAAAGAGAUGAAGCAAGAGACCAGCUACAAAUUUUGCUCAACAAGAUGGCACAAGCAUCCCCUGUCAAUGCUUGUUUCCAGGCUGAAACUCAACAGAUGGUGCAAAUCAGAGGAAAUUCUAGUGUUACUGAUUCUGAUACUUUGUCGGAAACUCCGAAACAUCAUCAACAACAACAACAACAACAACAACAUCAACCUCAAUCUGCAGAUUCAUUUUUUGAUGCUGUGUCUUCUUCUCCUGAUAUUUCAGGCAAUGUAGGAGGAUCACAGCAGGUUUUGGUAGAGUGUAAACAAGAUCAGGCUUCUGCCAUCAUUGAUGGACUUGUUUCGGCGAAGAAUUUGCCGGAGAAUGGCAAGUUCUUGCAGGCUGUGAUGGAAGCAGGACCUCUUCUUCAGACUUUACUUGUCGCCGGACCAUUGCCGAGAUGGCGAAAUCCUCCUCCUUUGCAGCCUUUUCAGAUUCCUCCAGUUUCUGUCAAAUGCUGCAAUGGACCUCAAGUUCCCAAUUCAACUCCUGCUUUCAAUCAUCCAAAUUAUUCACUGCAUUGUUCUUCUGCAUCAAUGCUGAGUUUUAAGAGAUCUAGUUUACCUUCUUGCGGAAUUAGUUACCAGAAUUUGUCAGCAAAGAGACAGAAAUCUCAGUAGAACAGUGAUGAUGAUUCAUCCUGCUUUUUUUCCUUCUUUUUAAUUAGCUAGAAUUCACUAAUUUCAAUCUUAUAUAUAUAUAUAUAUGCAAAUUUGACAUGCUGAU